Manduca sexta (tobacco hornworm) is the source of this 5536-nucleotide messenger RNA. It is a transcript of the gene Glut1, whose product is annotated as glucose transporter type 1. NCBI's taxonomy places the organism in Eukaryota, Metazoa, Arthropoda, Insecta, Lepidoptera, Sphingidae. The transcript is spliced from 15 exons. Gene Ontology annotation, cellular component: membrane. Gene Ontology annotation, biological process: monosaccharide transmembrane transport. The record is from RefSeq and is a predicted model, not a curated record. The coding region runs from base 215 to 2296 and encodes 693 amino acids. Gene Ontology annotation, molecular function: hexose transmembrane transporter activity.
CGGAUUUACAACACAAACAAUUUAAAUGCUAACGGUUCUUGUCGUAAACUUUUAAAGCGCUGUCGCCGCUUCCUUUUUUCAACUAUUAACUAAUCGGUACUCUGCUUUUUAAAUAGGAAAUAUUAAUUUGUGUCCAACACUUUCUGACGUAAGGAGAAAUGUGUAAAAAUAGUAAUUAAUUAUUUUUUUGUGAAAUUAAUUUAUAGUCAGUGCCAUGUCUAAUAUAUCGGACGAUAUCUCUUGGAAUUCACACAACUAUUGUGUGGUACCUGAUCAUGUGGCCCGUGGGGGCGGAGGCAAGCUGACACGAUAUGCGACGACGGAGGAGGACGAAGCAACUCUCAGGGAGCUUCUACUUAGCCUUCAAAGACAGGUGAGCGUGAUGAGCAUGAAUCUGUCCGCCAAGCUGGACGAGCUACAACGAGGCGACCGACAGCUCGAGACGACGGUCGCUCUCUGCGAGAUCAGGACGCAGCUCCAAGAGCUUACCAAGAGCGUCGAAUCAUGCCAGAGUGAAGUCUCAGAGGUGAAACGCGACAUGGUGGCCAUCAAACAAGAGCUGGACACCGUACAGCAGGUAAAGGAGGAGAUCGAGGAACUGCGGGAGUACGUCGACCGGCUCGAGGAGCACUCGCAACGGAGGAAACUGAGGCUCCUUGAACAGGGUCUUACAUUCUUCCUGUCUUAUGCCAUCCUCGCUGCGGUGUUAGGCAUGCUGCAGUUCGGCUACAACACCGGUGUCAUUAACGCCCCCGGCAAGAACAUCGCCAACUUCAUGAAGGACGUGUAUAAGAAUAGAUACGGCCUGGACCUCCACGACGACACGGUUAACCGUCUUUACUCCAUCGCGGUAAGCAUCUUUGCUAUUGGCGGGAUGCUGGGCGGCUUCUCCGGGGGAAUGAUCGCCAACCGAUUUGGAAGGAAAGGAGGACUGCUUCUCAACAACAUCCUAGGCAUAAGCGGCGCUAGUCUCAUGGGCUUUACGAAGAUAUCGCACUGCUACGAACUCCUCAUAUUCGGCAGGUUCAUCAUCGGAGUGAAUUGUGGCCUGAACACCUCGCUAGUGCCAAUGUACAUAUCGGAGAUAGCGCCGCUGAACCUCCGCGGCGGGUUAGGCACCGUCAACCAACUGGCGGUGACGGUGGGCCUGCUGCUGUCGCAGGUCCUAGGCAUCGAACAGAUCCUUGGCACCGACGAGGGUUGGCCGAUACUGCUCGGAUUGGCGAUAUGUCCGGCUAUCCUACAACUACUGUUACUACCGGCCUGCCCUGAGUCCCCGCGGUACCUGCUCAUCACUCGCCAAUGGGAGGAAGAGGCACGACGCGCACUACGACGACUACGAGCUAGCAACCAGGUAGAAGAAGACAUCGAGGAAAUGCGAGCCGAAGAACGAGCACAACAAGCGGAAGCUUCCAUCUCCAUGCGGGAACUGCUUUGCUCACCAACCCUACGCGCUCCCCUACUUAUAGGCGUCGUCAUGCAACUCUCACAGCAGCUCAGCGGGAUCAAUGCGGUGUUUUACUACUCGACAUCUCUGUUCACAUCAUCCGGCCUCACGGACGAAUCAGCCAAGUUUGCGACCAUGGGGAUCGGCGCCAUCAUGGUGGGCAUGACGCUGGUCUCGCUGCCACUGAUGGAUAGGACCGGCCGCCGCACGCUUCACCUCUACGGGCUUGGCGGAAUGUUCAUAUUCUCCAUCUUCAUCACGAUAUCGUUCCUGAUAAAGGAGUUUUUCGGCUAUGUGCAGGAGAUGAUUGACUGGAUGAGCUAUCUGUCGGUGGUGUCGACGCUCAGCUUCGUGGUGUUCUUCGCGGUGGGCCCCGGCUCCAUCCCGUGGCUCAUCACGGCCGAGUUGUUCUCGCAGGGACCGCGACCCAGCGCGAUGGCGAUCGCCGUACUCGUCAACUGGAUGGCCAACUUUGUCGUCGGCAUCGGCUUUCCUAGCAUGAAGGCACUACUGGAAAAUUAUACAUUCCUGCCUUUUAGUGUAUUCCUUGCAAUUUUUUGGAUAUUUACGUAUAAAAAAGUUCCUGAAACGAAAAACAAGACCUUCGAAGAGAUAUUGGCAUUGUUCCGGAAUUCGAACGGAAGGGACAGUUUCCGCGACAGUCGUCUCUACGGCAGCAUGAUGAACUGCGUGAACGCGCUGGAGCAGCAGCUCCCGCCUCCGCCGCCCCCCGCGCCCCACGACGAGAAGCACGACUCCUUAUCCGAGCAGUCGUCGGGUGGGGGCGAAGCGGGCCGACCACCGCCGCCCCUGCCUCCGCCGCGGUUCCCUGCCACCGGCAACGUCUGACAAUGGGAGACCGCUGCGCGUGCGCCCCUAGUCGCGCCAAUCAAGGCCGCCGCCAACUUCUUGUUUCAUGGACUCAAGCGUCAAGCCGGAGGCCGCGCCCCUAUCACUACCACACAACAAAUGUUCUAAAUCGAUGUGAUUAGGUUAAUAAAACGAAAAUAGUGUUUAAGUCACGGCGUAAUGUUAAUAUAGUCGUCUAGUCUGUCAUUUUAUGACGUAAUUUACGAAACGCAUAGGUACCAUGUAAAGUGCCGUUGAUUUCCAUGUACCCAUUUUGGAUGUGUUGGUGAUGUUUUAUUGGAUCGCUGCGUAGAGCCGCCGCAUGGCGCAGCUUACGCUCCGACGGGUAAACGGUGUGAGAGAGCGAGCAGCGGUAUCGAGCAGUGAGCACCCGGUAGAGACGGGUGGGGCCGCGCAUCGGGCGCCGGGAGCGGCUCCGACAUCACGGACGAAUGCCAACUAAUUCUAUGUAGAGAAAAUUUAAAAUAAAGUAACAUAAUAUAAAUAAAUAUAAAAUGGGUACUACGUGGUAUGUGCUAUCGCACGGCACGAGCGCGAGGCGCCGCGACGCCGCGCACAAACUGUAAAUACAAGCUAUGACUUUAUCGUAUUGUUGAUUUUUUACCAUAUUAUAUUUAUUAUUUUACAAUAAGACGUAUGUUUUUUAACUUUUUAUUGUUGUAUACAUAUUGAUAAUUAAAGUCAUAUCUUUGAAUGACCGAUGUUAUAUGUUAGUUAUAAUGAACGAGUUAGGUUAGCCCUCGUCGCUCCUCGGAAUUGAUUACCCGACUACCCGCUAAUGAUAUUUACUUUCGUCUGUUCGUUGUCGAGAUAACGAUUAGGAAGGCAGUGCCGUCGCAGGUACGUUCAGUUCGCGUUCGUUCGGAUCGAGAAACGUUAUUAUUUGUAGCAUAUAAGUGAUAAUAAAUAAACAUAUUAUCUUUUUAAUUGAUGAAUAACAUAGCAUUAUGGUAAGUUAUACAAUUUUGUGGAGACUUUUAAUAAUGUAAAGCUUUUAACUUAUACGCCCCUAGAGAAAGAGAAAAAAAAAAAAUUAGGGUUCAGUAGUUACAACAGGGUUGUAGUCAAUUUGUUCGUCCGUGUGUUCCAACACUGCUCAAAGUUAACAAUAAGUGUUUCGUAGCGUUCGUGAUUGGUGCAGGGAACACGGCCUAAAUACCAGAACUGACUCCUGUGCGAUGCUCAAGGGAGCGGCGCCGGCCUGCUCCCGCCAACGACCGAUUCAUUGCGUUACUGUGCGUAUUGUUUGUAAUUGGAUGUAAUGUUAUUGUGCAAAUAAAUAGGAACAUUUUAAUUUGGAACUCGCUCGGCGGUGUUGCUAGACUGUUACAUACUAUAAUGGUAUUACAUUAUAUCUUUUUCACUCGUCUUUUAUUACAAUGUGUCUAAAUUAUCCUACUCUCAUACCUAUAAACGAAAAUACAAAUACACUGUUAUAUAAUUGUAUAUCACUAGCAAAAAUCGUUAAUUUUCACAGUCUUCCAUAAAUACAUUAAAUACGUAUAUGAUACAUAAAUAUACAAUGACACACAAACCAACAUACUUUGGGACAUAUUUUAUAGAUACACAUAUUUAUUACCUUAUGACUAAACAAAACCAUUAUAAAAUGGCAAUACACUGUAUCAAAAAUACAAAUACAUAUAGUUGAUUACAAUAUUAUAUUAAAUUAUAUACCUAAGUGAAUAUAACUACACCAAAAAGGGUAAAUCAUGCAGACAACACCGUCGCAGAGUAUUUAAUAAGCCAACUUUUACAAUGAACACUCGUAAACCGUAGUUUAUAAUCAAUGUUCUAUUUAGCGUAUUUGUUAAUAUUAUUCACCUUUAACAACAGCCUGAAAAGGAAAUGUUUAAUUAAACAUUUUUAAUACGAACUUAUAUUAUAAAUAUUAUGUGAACACAUUGCCGCUCAACGGCUACGCACAACGGAUAGAUUUACGCAUUAGCGGGAACUAGAAAUCGACGCGAAAGUGGCGUCAUCUAUGAAAAUGGCGGAUUAACAUAUUUUUUAAAUUUCGAAUAAUCAUAAAACAAUGUAUCUCGUAUUGAUAUUAUGAACAUGUUGAUCAAUUUAAUUGUGCACAUCACUGCCAUCUAUGGAUGAAUUAGAUGAUUAAAUAUUAGUACUAAAUGUUGUAAGACUUUUAGCGGUUAAGCGUUUAUUUAAUGUGUGUUUGUUUCGGUGGACAAUGUAAAUAUAAUUUAUAGGUUAUUUCAUACGGUCCAAAUGUGUCGAGCUAAUGCAAUAGUCUCAGAACGUAUGUUUAAGGGAAUUUUAAGGCUUGUGAGCAAUACUAAUGAGGUUAAUGUUUAGCUUCUUGUUUUCGUUUUAAAAACUUGCCAAUUGUUGAUUGUGUGAAUAGGUUGGGUUUACUGGAUAAGCUGUAUGCACCAUUAACAGCAAUGUUAGUUGUUGGCUGUUCACCUGGGUACGGGCAGAGACGCUGCCGUACUCGGAUAUCAAACGAUAAGGCCGUAGUGGUCCGCGGCGCACGGCCAUCUUUGUAAUAGUUUGCGAGUGCGUCCACCGCGUGCGCAGCGGGGCGCACGUUUACUGAUAUUUUGUGUUCAACCACCGUGCGCCGCUGUCCACUACACCCCUAUAACAUGGUGCUUUCUUGGUCAUGUAAAAUGUUUAUAUUAAAGUUAUUAUUCGUUGUUAUUUCACACGUUCUAUAAAUAGUGUGUAUUUUAAUUGAAACAUCUUUAAAUAUUAAAUUAAAUCUGUGUUAUUAAAUAUAGAAAAAGUACAAAUAAGCAUUAAAAUUAAAUUGAAAUAUGUAUUGCAUUAGGUCGACGGCGUCCGUGGGCCCGUCACGGACUGUGCUGUGUACGAAAUGAAACGUGAAUAAAAAUAUAACUGCGAAACGCAAUUUGCACUUUUAUUGAGUAGACUUGGUUCCUUUGAAUAUUUCUAGUGAUAUCCUUUUCUCAGUGAUCCAUCGAACUCAAACAGGGGGACGUGAUCAGUGAUAUAUAGUAUUUGAAGGAACCAACGCCGUGACGGGCCCGCACUGUUCGCGUCACAUCGGUCACGUGCACACAUGAUACACGGACGGACAGAUUAACCGGGCACCGCCGGGUCCCAAACGCUAGUCUCAUGCCCUGUUUCCUUCUAUGCACACUCCAUAUUAAGCCACUAUCGAGAUGAUUAUGUUUCAUUGCGCGGAGGAUACUCCGUUCUUGUACAAAGGACUUGUAAAAUUUUAUUGAAACUAAU